Molecule: messenger RNA, 1186 nt
Organism: Pelobates fuscus (common spadefoot toad)
Lineage: Eukaryota; Metazoa; Chordata; Amphibia; Anura; Pelobatidae
Gene: ARPIN
Product: actin related protein 2/3 complex inhibitor
Exons: 6
Coding region: 73-756 (227 amino acids)
Biological process (GO): negative regulation of actin nucleation
Source: RefSeq, a predicted model, not a curated record
ACCGGGUGGAAGCUUCUUCCUACGUUCUAGAUUUCCGGCCUGAGUGCAGCCUGUGAGAUUGACAACGUUGCGAUGAGCCGGAUUUAUCACGACAGCGCCCUGCAGAACAAGCCUGUUCACGAUGAGCGGGUGCCUGGCCCCUGGGAGCCGGCUGCUUUCCAGCGUGGUCAGGGUGUCCUCUUGGAAGGAACUCUGGUGGAUUUUUCGCGUCACAGUAUUACAGACCCCAAAGGAAAGAAGGAGCGCUGGUACAUCCUGUACCUGAAACCUGACAAAAUACACCGCAGGAAGUUCGAUAAUAAAGGAAAUGAAAUUGAACCCAACUUCUCUGAUACUAAAAAAGUUAACACAGGGUACCUGAUGUCUUCUUACAAGGUAGAGGCUAAAGGUGAAACGGACAAGCUAUCAGCAGAGGACCUGAAACAGCUGGUAAACAAGACGUUACUUACAACGAUCACUGAGAGAUUGACUCCCCCUGAUACCCUGGCAUUCUGGUUACCAGAAUCUGAUGUGGAAAAAACUGAGCUUGAACUGGGUGAACAGCUGCGAGUGAAAACCGUGGGAGAUGGACCCUUUUUAUUUUCUCUAGUCAAAGUUGAUGGUGGAACAGUGACAAAGUGCAACUUUGCUGGUGAUGCUCAUACUGGAGCUUCCUGGACUGAUAAUAUCAUGUCCAAAAAAUCUCAAAGCAGUUCUCCAAAAUUGGAGCGGAGAGGGCAAGGGGAUGGAGCAGAAGAUGAUGAAUGGGAUGACUAAGGAAAAAGGAGAAAUACUAUGUUAAAGAAUGAAUAAUGACCAAAUUGCUCAUUCAAGUUGUUUUUGUUAAAAUGAAGAUGAUAUGUUUGCUUCCUCCUGGAAAUAUUCCAAGUGUCCCUCUACAACAAAUAUCUAUUAAUGAAUAAUACAUAUUUCCUAAUGUUUAAAUGUUUGUCUGCAAUUGUAUCGUGCAUUUUGAUGAUUUAUUGUUCAGGCUGAAUACAUUUUCUGUGAAGUAUUUUAUAUGUUCCAAUAAGAAUUAUUAUUAUUUUUUAAUUGUAUAUUUUAUAUUUUGAAACUGCCUACCAAACUAUUGAGGUAGAAGAUCAAAUAUAUGCUUUUCAGUAAGUCAGUAGUAAGGCUGGCUGAGCAUCAUAAUAUGUGUAGUUCAUAAAUAUCUGCAGAGCCAAGGCUUGUCUUCAAUGCUACA